This is a messenger RNA of Megalops cyprinoides (Indo-Pacific tarpon), 1164 nucleotides long. RefSeq names its product fucose mutarotase (gene fuom). The record is from RefSeq and is a predicted model, not a curated record. Lineage: Eukaryota; Metazoa; Chordata; Actinopteri; Elopiformes; Megalopidae. The transcript has 6 exons. The coding region runs from base 21 to 485 and encodes 154 amino acids. Gene Ontology annotation, molecular function: fucose binding; racemase and epimerase activity, acting on carbohydrates and derivatives. Gene Ontology annotation, biological process: fucose metabolic process.
UGUUCUGCUGUGAUUGAACGAUGGUUGUAUUAAAAGGAAUACCUUCCAUACUUUCUCCAGAGUUAUUGUAUACAUUGGCGAAAAUGGGUCAUGGCGAUGAGCUGGUUCUCGCCGAUACAAACUUUCCGACUUCUUCAACGUGCAGGUGUGGUCCAAAUGAAAUUAGAGCUGAUGGUGUGGGCAUUCCGGAACUUUUGGAAGCCAUAUUAAAGCUGUUUCCUCUUGACAGCUUCGUUGAUUCUCCGGCAGCGGUCAUGGAGCUGGUGGAGAGUGACAGGCAGAGGGGACUGUCCGUGCCUGUGUGGGAGAAGUACAGGUGCUUGCUGAAGAAUGCCGGAUCAGAUAAGCCUUUAGAAAGGGUGGAGAGGUUUGCAUUUUAUGAACGAGCCAAGAAAUCUUUUGCUGUGGUUGCCACAGGGGAGGCAUCUCUGUACGGUAACCUGAUCAUUAAGAAAGGGGUGAUUCCUCCUGAGGAUCUGUGCUGACCUGCGAAUUGGAGAAUGUGUUUGCACUGCACACACUGUGCCUUGCAGCUGCUGUCUAAAGGGUCGCGUUCACAGCACCGCCUCUCUGCUGAGUCGGACAGUAUUUCUAAAUGAUUUCUAUAAAGCACUGGCUGUUCACUCAGUUUGCUGUCAGUUCCUUGUUUUUUCAUGUUAAAACAGGAGAAGCUUUUGUGGGGAAAUUCUGUACCUGCACAAUAUUAAUUGUAAUUGGUUUACAUACAUCAUGUAUGUUUUAUUUUAAUAAUAAUAUUAAUAAGCAUGGACUUUCCACUUACAUUGAGGCAAAACCCUUGUUUUUUUCAAAAUGGGACAAGCUUUGAUGUGGGACAAUACUGUGGCUGUAUGAUGUACUGUAAUUGUCUAACCUAUAGCAAAUAUGUUUUAUUUGGUCAUAAUAAUCAUAGUAAUGGUGCUGAUGAUGAUGAUAAUGACUCUUCACUGUUGAUAAAAUGUGUCUUUUUCAUACAUUAGUACAGUUAGAAGAGAUAUGUGGCAGAAAUGGAAGCUGUAUUACAGUAUGUCUGAAAUGGUGACUUUGUUGGACUUGAAGGAAAUAACAUGUGGCUCAAACUUUUUAUUGUCCCUGUAAUUAAAUAUACUUUUUUGCCAUUGUUUACAAGCAGUCAUAGUGCGAUUUCUUUAUUCUUAUCAACACAAA